CUUUCUUAUCUCUAUGAACAGAUCAUACACGCAGCAUAGAAGCCUACCUUUGCUGAUAAUAUAUGAUAUGAUAAUACAUCCAUUUUUGAAGCGAUGAUGACAAAAUAUCGUUAUAAAUCUCAUUUUAAACCAACAAGAUCUAGCGGCCUUCAACAACCAACAUGGCCGCUGAUAGUUCCUCAGUUCGACAGGUUUCAGUGUGGAUGUACCAUUUCCAGUAUUUUAGAAAAUAUGUUUCCCCGUAAAUUAUAAACUAAAGCCGCAACUUAAAUACUUCUGAAGUAAAUUAUUUGAUAAACGUUAUUGAAACUCCUUGCGCUUUGGAUACGAGACCAAUUUGAAAUAGACGCCCGAUAGAAAUACUUUUCGAAAACUUCGUAUUUGAAGCGCAACGUUCCGCAUAGCGCGAACAACCCGGUGCAAGAGCGCGACAUUCCCUUCCGGCCCUUACUGGUUUUUUCCUCACGGCAGCCGCUAGCGCGUCCCCGCAAGAUGACGACGACUCCCUAGAUACCGACGGUUUCCGCGAAGACCGUUACCUUAUAGAAACCCCCACGCCCGAGGGCAACGCGAAACCUCUCGACUCUCAAGAGGUCACCGCGUACGAGGACGCGUCUCGUUAUUACCGGCACCACGCGGAACUCUUUGUCGGACAGAGGAAACGUCUCGCUUCCAGCGAAGACCUCGACGCGACCGAUGUGAUAGAUAGUUUUGAUACUACCUCAAAUUUGUUGCCUUCCAAGUGUAGCGUAGAUAAAAAGAUAAGCGUAGAAUUAGAUAGUUUUAACAAAGAAUUUACGUCGCCCGAAGAGAAAGGCGCGAAGGACUCGAAGAGACCGGAAGACUGGGAGAGGAAAGAGAGAAAGACUGUGGAGAGGCUGCACGGCGGCGCGGGCAAGGACAAAGUCGCGCCCGCCGACGAGGACGCGGUCUAUUUGAAAACCACGCCGGAUAAUGUGACGGUCACCUUCAAAGAAGGGACCGGGUCGAACAGAAUCCAGCAGGACAAUAAGGAGUUGACGGCGAAGUCGACGAACACGGACGAUGAAUCAAGAAAUAAUUUAAAUCGGGCGCACAAAGGCACGUCGCCUCUCGGCGAUUUUAAGGGACACGAAUUGCUUCCGAGCUCCAAGCCUACCCUGGAACUCAUAAUAGGGCGUAAAGAGGUGCGGACGAAGGACGCUUCGGCCUCGGCUGAAAGCCGUCUUACAUUGUACGGUACCAAGGACGUGGAGAUUUCGAUCAAAUCCCAAUCGCACAUCUCAGUCACUACGACGAAAAGAGACAAACACACGGGAACCGAAACGUCCGAAAAAUUUGACGUCGGGAUGACGACCACCGCCGGUACCGAUAAGUUCGUGUCGUUCGACGACCCGGCGUCGAAGAAACGGGAAGAGACGGUGAACUUUUGCGGCACAAAUCAGAUUUUCACGUACGACACCUCCAAAGAUUUGCAGGAGGUUUCGUCCGCGAGCGAAGACAGCGUGUCGCACCACGUGACGGAUACGGGUAUCUCGAUAACCCGAGGCACCACCACCGAAACGUUGACGAGUAUCGAGAGGCAACGACCCGGUACCAUCGGCGGUAUCCUCACCACCGGAUUUAUCUCGGAAACGGAAGAAGGAGAGUGCACGGACGCGGGUCUCAGCCCGAUACAAGCCGACGAGCUGACUAUCCAGGACCUGGACGAGGUCACCCAUUAUACGGAAACCGGCACCAGCCCGAUCGAAUUCCAUGAGACGACGUCAGACGCCGGCACUCUCACCGAUCAGGUGGAUACCAAAGACGCAAGCAGUAGUCCCAUAAAGUUGGACGAUAGUCCGCCGUUAUCCGCGACCGAAAUGUUGAAAGACGAGGAAAUCCUUUCCAAGAGGCGCGGAUCCGGCGAUGUGAAGGCAAAAAUCAAACUGCUCGAAGAGCAGGCGAGCAAAGGGGGCUACAAGGAAUUUAAACGGAGAAAGCGGGAUGCGUUGGAUUCGGAAGACGAGAUAUCGAGCAUGAAAGAGGAGGAAGUGAUGCACGGAUCGACUGAGACGUUGGCCCAGAUCGACGACGACGAGUACAGGCUAGAGUCGAUCACCGAACAGAUAGUUCAAGAAAGGGUGCACGAUACAUCCCUGGAAAGUUUCUCGGAACAGAAGGCCGUGGCGAUCGCAACGCCGCCGAAACAUGUCGGGAGAAAAAUAGCGGAGCUUCAGAAAAUUUUCUCCGUCGAAUGUCACGAGCCCGAUUCUCCUAAAACCGUUCCGAAGAAGACGGACGAUGCAGAAUCGAAACCCGUCACCAAGACGGAUAUACAUUCUCCAGACGAAGAUGUCGACAUAAUCGAAAAGCUUCGAAGCGUUAAAGACAAACGGAACAUGUUUGAGGAGUUAAUUUCGAGGUCUCAAGAGGGAACGCCCACCAAGAAGUCCAAGAGAGACAAACAACCGACGGUCGCCAAAGAAUACACGGAUGAGGAACUGAAAAGUUGUCUGGAGUCUAUCGAGGACCAGAUUGUCGUCGAGGAAGACAAACCUCCCAAGCCUGAUAAAGCCGAUAAACCGUGCAAUAUCGAUUUCAACCCCGACGAGCCGAAAGUGCCUUGCAAUGAACCCGUAUGUAUAAAAGUCCACGUGGAACACAAAAUACCGACUCAGUCGGAAGCAGACGAGCCUAAAAACGUGCCUGAACAACAAGCGGAUAUCGACGAACCGGUAGAGAUAAUAAAAGAAGCUAUAGUGGCCCAUGCGACACUGGUUUCGACGAUAGCUCUACCAGCAGAGGUGGUAACAAGCGACCAAGUAUCUAAACUAAUCGAUGGUACGAAGAGAGUAACACCAAAAUUAUCUCCGCGUAAAACUCCUCCUCAAAUGCUUAAUAUCGGCAACGCGGAAAUGAAAAUUCCUAUAACAGAGUCCGAGGUGCAGAAAAUUAUGUCAGAAGUGUUGGAAGCGUCAAAGCAAAUUAAGCAGGGAGUAAAGGAAUUGAAGCCGGACCUGACGCCAACUCCGGAGGGCCAAUUGCUGCAGGUCGUCACGCCUACGUCAGGCGAAAAAGCAAAGGAUUUGGAGAAAAUUGACGAGGAGUUGAAAGGCUUCGACCAAGCCAGUUUAGCAAAAUACAACAAGGAAAUGAUGAAUUUAAGGGAAUCCGUCUCGAAAACGGCACGGAAAAACGAAGAAAGUAAAAAAAUAUCGAGUAAGAUUGACGCAGACGGACGCAUUGCAAUGGCUAAAAAAAUUAGUGAUAAGCAGCAGGAAAUUGACGAAAAUAGAAGCGAAAGUGAUAAAGAUAGAUUCGACUUUGAAGAAGACGAGCGAAGUCAGCAGAGUUUUUCAACAAUGGGCCAAGUCAAAGUUGAUGAAGAAGUAAAACAAAAACAAGACGAUUAUUCUGCACCGAUUACAAAAUUAAAAGAAACUUUGAUAGGAAAGCAAGAAAUUAAAUCUCUUGCUGAAGAAAAAGGUAUAAUUUCUCCCCAAAUUCCAACAAAUAAACCUAUAAUAACCGAUCACAUAAUAAAGUCUUCGGUGGAUAAGUCUAAACAUUUGAGUCCAGUUGAGAUAGAAAUUCAAAAAGAUUAUAUUGGAGAAAAAAUUGAAAAUAAAAUAAUACCUGUAACAAAGUUAAGCUUUGUCCAAACGGACAUUAAAUUUUCUAAUUCCAAAAGAAUAUCCGCAGCACAGGAAAUAACUAAAUUAAACCCCAUAGAGGCAGAAAAACGAGAAAUUAAAUAUCCUGCUGAAGAAAAAAAAUCUGUUUCUCUAAUAAUACCCCUAGGUAAAGAAAAAUUAGAAGAUCACAAAAUGAAAUCACUUGUGCAUAAACCUAAAGAUUUGUGUCCGGUUGAGAAAGUAAGAGAAAAAGAUGAUAUUGGAAAUGAAAUUAUUCCUGCCUCAAAAUUAAGCCCUGUUGAAAAGGACGUCAAAUUAGAUAGCUACGAAAUAAAAUUCCCAACCCAGGAAGAUACUAAAUUAAGCAAAAUACAGGUGGAGAACUACCAAAUUAAAGCACUUGCUGCUGAAGAAAUUACAACUAACCCACUAAUUCCUCUAGACAAAGAAAGACUCGAACACCAAAUAAAAUCUACUGUUGAUGAACCUAAAGAAAUGGGUCCGGUUGAUAAAGUAGCUGGACAAAAAGAUGUUAAAAGUAAAAUUGUAGAGGAAAUCAUUUCAGUCUCUACAAAAAAGGAUCUUGUAUUUGACGAACACAAAAUAAAAUCGCCCAUCCAGGAGGUUACUAAAUUAAGACCAAUGGAAGUAGAAAAACAAAAAAUUAAAUCUCUUUCUGAUGGAAAAGUAGUAAUGUCUCCAAUAAUUCCCCUGGAUAAAGAAAAAAUCCACGAACACAAACUAAAAUCGCCUGUGGGUGAACCUAAAAAAUUAAGUCCAGUUGAAAAAGUAGCUGGACAAGAUGUUAAAAGUAAAAUUGUAGAGGAAAUCAUUUCAGUCCCUGCAGAAAGGGAUCUUAAAUUUGAAGAACACAAAAUAAAAUCGCCAAUCGAGGAGGUUACCCAAUUAAGCGCAAUUCAUGUAGAAAAACAAGAUAUUAAAGCUCUAACUGAAGAAAAAGUGAUAUCUCCACUAAUUCCAGAAGAUAAAGAAAAAAUGUACGAUGACAAACUAAAAUCACCGGUGGAUGAACCUAAAGAAUUUAGUCCAGUUGAAAAAGCAGCUGGACAAGAAGAUGUUAAAAGUACUAAAUUAAGGGCAAUUCAUGUAGAAAAACAAGAUAUUAAAGCUCUUACUGAUGAAAAAGUUAUAACUCCACUUAUUCCAGAAGACAAAGAAAAAAUACACGAUCACAAACUAAAAUCGCCUGUGGAUGAACCUAAAGAAUUGGUUCCAGUUGAAAAAGCAGAUGGACAAGAAUAUGUUAAAAGUAAAAUUGUAGAGGAAAUCAUUUCAGUCCCUUCAGAAAAGGAUCUUAAAUUUGAAGAACACAAAAUAAAAUCACCAAUCCAGGAGGUUGCUAAAUUAAGCCUAAUUAAUGUAGAAAAACAAGAUAUUAAAACUCUGACCCAAGAAAAAGUUACAUCGCCACUAAUUGCAGAAAAUAAAGAAAAAAUGUAUAAUCACAGAAUAACAUCGCCGAUGGAUGAACAUAAAGAAUUGAGUGCAUUUGAAAAAGUAGCUGGACAAGAAGACAUUAAAAGUAAAAUUGUAGAGGAAAUCAUUUCAGUCCCUGCAGAAAAGGAUCUUAAAUUUGAAGAACACAAAAUAAAAUCGGCAAUCCCGGAGGUUAUUAAGUUAAGCCCAAUUCAUGUAGAAAAACAAGAUACUAGUGCUCCUUCUGAAGUAAAAGCUUUGUCUCCACUAAUUCCUGAAGAUAAAGAAAAAAUACUUGAUCACAAACCAAAAUCGCCGGUGGAUCAACCUAAAGAAUUGAGUCCAGUAGAAAUAAUAGCUGAACAGGAAGAUGUUAAAAGCCAUAUUGUAGAGGAAAUUAUUUCAGUCCCUGCAGAAAAGGAUCUUAAAUUUGAAGAACACAAAAUAAAAUCUCCAAUCCAGGAGAUUACUAAAUUAAGCCCAAUUCAUGUAGAAAAACAAGAUAUUAGUGCUCCUACUGAAGAAAAAGCUUUAUCUCCACUAAUUCCUGAAGAUAAAGAAAAAAUACAUGAUCGCAAACCAAAAUCGGAGGUGGAUCAACCUAAAGGAUUGAGUCCAGUUGAAAUAGUAGAUGGACAAGAAGGCGUUAAAAGUAAAAUUGUAGAGGAAAUCAUUUCAGUCCCUGCAGAAAAGGUUCUUAAAUUUGACGAAUACAAAAUAGAAUCGCCAAUACAGGAGGUUACUAAAUUAAGAAAAACCGAUAUUAGUACUCCUACUGAACAAAAGGCUAUAUCUCCACUAAUUCCUGAAGAUAAAGAAAAAAUACAUGAACACAAAGCAAAAUCGAGGGUGGAUCAACCUAAAGAAUUGAGUCCAGUUGAAAUAGUAGCUGGACAAGAAGAUGUUAAAAUUAAAAUUGUAGAGGAAACAAUUUCAGUCCCUCCAGAAAAGGAUCUUAAAUUUGAAGAACACAAAAUAAAAUCUCCAAUCCAGGAGGUUACUAAAUUAAGCCCAAUUCAUGUAGAAAAACAAGAUAUUAGCGCUCCUACUGAAGAAAAAGCUUUAUCUCCACUAAUUCCUGAAGACAAAGAAAAAAUACAUGAUCACAAACCAAAAUCGCCGGUGGAUCAACCUAAAGAAUUGAGUCCAUUUGAAAUAAUAGCUGGACAGGAAGCUGUUAAAAGUAAAAUUGUAAAGGAAAUAAUUUCAGUCCCUGCAGACAAGGAUCUUAAAUUUGAGGAACACAAAAUAAAAUCGCCAAUCCAGGAGGUUGCUAAGUUAAGCCCAAUUCAUGUAGAAAAACAAGAUAUUAAAGCUCCUAUUGAAGAAAAAGUUUUGUCUGCAGUAAUUCCUCAAGGUAUAGCAAAAAUACACUAUCACAAACCAAAAUCGCCGGUGGAUCAACCUAAAGAAUUGAGUCCAGUUGAUAUAGUAGCUGGACAAGAAUACAUUAAAAGUAACAUUGUAGAGGAAAUCAUUUCAGUCCCUGCAGAAAAGGAUCUUAAAUUUGAAGAACACAAAAUAAAAUCAUCAAUCCCGGAGGUUAUUAAGUUAAGCCCAAUUCAUGUAGAAAAACAAGAUAUUAGUGCUCCUUCUGAAGUAAAAGCUUUGUCUCAACUAAUUCCUGAAGAUAAAGAAAAAAUACUUGAUCACAAACCAAAAUCGCCGGUGGAUCAACCUAAAGAAUUGAGUACAGUAGAAAUAAUAGCUGGACAGGAAGAUGUUAAAAGCCAUAAUGUUGAGGAAAUCAUUUCAGUCCCUGCAGAAAAGGAUCUUAAGUUUGAAGAACACAAAAUAAAAUCUCCAAUCCAGGAAGUUACUAAAUUAAGCCCCAUUCAUGUAGAAAAACAAGAUAUUAAAGCUCCUACUGAAGAAAAAGUUGUGUCUCCAGUAAUUCCGGAAGAUAAAGAAAAAGUACAUGAUCACAAACAAAAAUCGCAGGUGGAUCAACCUAAAGAAUUGAGUCCCGUUGAAAUAGUAGCUGGACAAGAAGAUGUUAAAAGCAAAAUUGUAAAGGAAAUCAUUGCAGUCCCUGCAGAAAAGGAUCUUAAAUUUGAAGAGCACAAAAUAAAAUCUCUAAACCAGGAAGUUACUAAAUUAAGCCCAAUUCAUGUAGAAAAACAAGAUAUUAAAGCUCCUACUGAAGAAAAUGUUUUAUCUCCAUUAAUUCCUGAAGAUAAAGAAAAAAUACAUGAUCACAAACCAAAAUCGCCGGUGGAUCAAAAUAAAGAAUUGACUCCAGUUGAAAUAGUAGCUGGACAAGAAGAUGUUAAAAUUAAAAUUGUAGAGGAAAACAUUUCAGUCCCUGCAGAAAAGGAUCUUAAAUUUGAAGAACACAAAGUAAAAUCUCCAAUCCAGGAGGUUACUAAAUUAAGCCCAAUUCAUGUAGAAAAACAAGAUAUUAAAGCUCCUACUGAAGAAAAAAUUUUGUCUCCAGUAAUUCCGGAAGAUAAAGAAAAAAUACAUGAUCACAAACCAAAAUCGCAAAUGGAUCAACCUAAAGAAUUGAGUGCAGUUGAAAAGGUAGCUGGACAAGAAGAUGUUAAAAGCAAAAUUGUAAAGGAAAUCAUUUCAGUCCCUGCAGAAAAGGAUCUUAAAUUUGAAGAGCACAAAAUGAAAUCUCCAAUCCAGGAGGUUACUAAAUUAAGCCCAAUUCAUGUAGAAAAAGAAGAUAUUAAAGCUCCUACUGAAGAAAAAGUUUUGUCUCCAGUAAUUCCGGAAGAUAAAGAAAAAAUACAUGAUCACAAACCAAAAUCGCAGGUGGAUCAACCGAAAGAAUUGAGUCCAGUUGAAAUAGUAGCUGGACAAGAAGAUGUUAAAAGCAAAAUUGUAAAGGAAAUCAUUUCAGUCCCUGCAGAAAAGGAUCUUAAAUUUGAAGAGCAUAAAAUAAAAUCUCCAAUCCAGGAGGUUACUAAAUUAAGCCCAAUUCAUGUAGAAAAACAAGAUAUUAAAGCUCCUACUGAAGAAAAAGUUUUGUCUCCAGUAAUUCCUGAAGAUAAAAAAAAAAUACAUGAUCACAAACCAAAAUCGCAAAUGGAUCAACCUAAAGAAUUGAGUGCAGUUGAAAAGGUAGCUGGACAAGAAGAUGUUAAAAGUAAAAUGUUAAAGGAAGUCAUUUCAGUCCCUGCAGAAAAGGAUCUUAAAUUUGAAGAUCAUAAUAUAAAAUCUCCAAUCCAAGAGGUUACUAACUUAAGGCCAAUUUAUGUAGGAAAACAAGAUAUUAGUGCUCCUACUGAAGAAAAAGCUUUGUCUCCACUAAUUCCUGAAGAUAAAGAAAAAAUACAUGAUCACAAACUAAAAUCGCCGAUGGAUCAACCUAAAGAAUUGAGUCCAGGUGAAAUAGUAGCUGGACAAGAAGAUGUUAAAACUAAAAUUGUAGAGGAAAUCAUUUCAGUCCCUGCAGAGAAGGAUCUUAAAUUUGAAGAACACAAAAUAAAAUCUCCAAUCCAGGAGGUUACUAAAUUAAGCCCAAUUCAUGUAGAAAAACAAGAUAUUAAAACUAUUACUGAAGAAAAAGUUUUAUCUCCACUAAUUCCUGAAGAUAAAGAAAAAAUACACGAUCAUAAACUAAAAUCGCCGAUCAUCCUAAAGAAUUGA
Cylas formicarius (sweet potato weevil) is the source of this 8630-nucleotide messenger RNA. RefSeq names its product titin-like. NCBI's taxonomy places the organism in Eukaryota, Metazoa, Arthropoda, Insecta, Coleoptera, Brentidae. The transcript is spliced from 2 exons. The record is from RefSeq and is a predicted model, not a curated record. Bases 1329 to 8630 code for a protein of 2433 amino acids.